AUGGGCCCGUACCGUUCAUGGUUUUGGAAGGACGACGGUGACAAAACCACCAGAGUGAACCGAGCGAACGACGAAGAGAAGCCCAGCGCGGAGACUUCGUCGGUGGGCGGCCGGCUUUUGGCCGUGAAUAAACCCGUCCAGGAGGUUGUCGAGGACUGGCAGAAGAACAACCCGCAGAUUCCUAUCGUUGGGGUCAUCGCCUUCUCCGACGGCGCAUUGGUGGCCGCGUUGCUGAUUUGGCAGCAACAGACGGGAAGGCCGCCGUGGUUCCCAAAGAUGGAUGUGGCCAUGUUCAUCUGCUGCUAUUACACCGAGGAGGCCACAGACUACAUAAAGACCGAGUCGCCGGAUGAUCAAAAGGCGAUCCUGAUGAACGUGCCGAGUGUGCAUCUCCAAGGCCUGCAAGAUUUUGCUCUCCAAGGGUCGCGGAAACUGGCCGCGACGCACUUUUCCCCUGGAAACGCCGACAUACUACAGUUUCAGGGCGGGCACCACAUUCCCAAACGCUCGCUCGGCGCGUCGGCUGUCUUAUCUAGGCGCCAAGCCACUUGGUUCUCUCGGAAAGAUAACAGCACCAGCAGCAGCCCUGUCUCCACCCGGCCAUCUCUAUUGGCUGUUGAUAUUUCUGCAUCAAGCUACGAACGUGCUUUUGAUAACUCGCUCUUCUUUUUAUACUCGGUUGCCCUUAAGAAACCCCCACUGACCUCUAUCUCACACAAACACGUCGCGUGGCCACCGGCAUCCGGGACGAUGGAAAAACCCGUCAACGACACUUCUGUGUCCAUCGGCGCGCCGGAAAAACGCGAUCAUGUCGACGAAAUACCCCCGAAAGAUCUCAGCAAUACGCAGGAGGUGGUGGAGGAUGUCGAAAAACAGGAGUAUAUUUCCGGCGUCCAGCUUUGGCUGGUGCUUGCCUCGGUCACUCUUGUUGCCUUCGUCAUGCUCCUCGACAUGUCCAUCAUCGCGAUUCCUCAAAUCACAAACGACUUCCAUUCCCUUGGCGACGUCGGGUGGUACGGCAGCGCCUUUCUCCUGGCCAAGUGCGUCACCUGCGCCCUCCAACCUCUAGCUGGCCGGCUAUACACAUUGACGAGCUACAAGUACACUUUUCUUGCUUUCCUCUUCGUCUUCGAGGUCGGAUCUGCCGUUUGCGGAUCUGCCCAGUCGUCCAAGGCAUUGAUAGUCGGUCGAGCUGUGGCCGGCAUCGGUGGUUCUGGUAUCAUGAAUGGUGCCCUUACCAUCGUCUCUGCCAGUUCCCCCAUACACAAGCAACCGCUCAUGGUAGGGACCAUGAUGGGAUUGAGCCAAAUGGGCAUCGUGUGUGGACCGCUCGUUGGAGGCGCUUUCACACAGGGAGCUAGUUGGCGAUGGUGCUUUUACGUCAACCUACCCAUUGGUGCUCUGGCGGCUGUUCUGCUCCUCACCAUUCGUAUUCCUGAUCAUCGCUCCCCUGAAAUUGCGUCUGGACAAACGCGUUUGAAAACAAUAGUUUCCAAACUCGACCUGACUGGCUUCCUCCUUUUCGCUGGUUUCGCCAUCAUGAUAGAGCUGGCACUCUCGUGGGGAGGGUCCGAUUACCCCUGGAGCAGUCCUACCGCGAUCGGCCUGUUCUGCGGGGCCGGCGUCUCCUUGGCCAUCUUUGUGGCAUGGGAGCACCGCGUUGGUGACGAUGCCAUGAUCCCAGGCUCUGUUGCCUGCCGGAGUGAAGUCUGGAGCGCAUCCCUUUACCUAGGCUUCUUUUCUGGCGCGUUACUUUGCUUCUCAUACUACAUGCCCAUCUACUUCCAAGCGGUCAAAGGAGCAUCCGCCCUUAUGAGCGGUGUUUAUCUCCUCUCCGGGAUCUUGCCUCAGCUGGUCAUGGCCAUCUUGUCCGGCGCACUUAUUGGAAAAAUGGGAUACUAUUUACCUUGGGCAUUGGGUAGUUCCGCCAUCAUGCUUGUUGGCGCUGGUUUGACGACAACUCUAACGGUGCAGGCAACGGUUGCUCAGUGGGUUAUGUAUCAGUUUGUCGCCGGAUUCGGUCGAGGCUGUGGCAUGCAAACGCCCGUCAUUGCGAUCCAAAACACGCUCCCAGCCAAGCAAAUCCCGCUCGGCAUGUCACUAGUCAUCUUCACACAGACCUUCGGAGGGUCCCUCGCGCUGACGAUUGCGCAACUCGUCUUCAACAGCUGCUUAGAAGCGGCCAUCCCCAAGUUCGCACCUACGGCAGACGUGGACGCCAUAAUCUAUGCUGGCGCAACCGGUUUCUCCUCGGUGGUCACUCCAGACGAGCUUCCCGGUGUUUUACGCUCCUACGCCUAUGCCAUCGACAAGACUUUCUACGUUGCGCUGGGUGCUUCAGCAGGGACGUUUUUGUUUGCUUGGGGCAUGGGAUGGCGAAAGAUUCAGCAAAAGAAGGGCAGUGAUCCUUCGGGCGUUCAAAUCCAAACAGCAUCGGGUGAUGGAAGCAGAACAGAGAGCAAUGAGGCUUAG
Colletotrichum orchidophilum is the source of this 2472-nucleotide messenger RNA. Its product is annotated as efflux pump. The record is from RefSeq and is a predicted model, not a curated record. The coding region runs from base 1 to 2472 and encodes 823 amino acids. The transcript has 11 exons. Lineage: Eukaryota; Fungi; Ascomycota; Sordariomycetes; Glomerellales; Glomerellaceae. Gene Ontology annotation, biological process: transmembrane transport. Gene Ontology annotation, molecular function: transmembrane transporter activity.